Messenger RNA from Cyprinodon tularosa, 2614 nucleotides. RefSeq lists its product as uncharacterized. Bases 1 to 2577 code for a protein of 858 amino acids. NCBI's taxonomy places the organism in Eukaryota, Metazoa, Chordata, Actinopteri, Cyprinodontiformes, Cyprinodontidae. The transcript has 8 exons. The record is from RefSeq and is a predicted model, not a curated record.
AUGGCAGGUUACUUGGACUCGCAAUGCAUCAUGGGAUCCAUGAGGCUACGGAGGACACAGCGGAUCCGUCCUUCAAGACGGACAAAAAGAAGGCUGCAUAACGAGGAGGCGUUCACAUCUGAUGAAGAGCAGACGCUGUAUUCUUUAUCAGGAGGUGUAGUGACACCUGACAGCCAGCUGGAGGAGUUCACGUCUCCUGCAGACACCACUGAAGAUGAUCUGCUUCCUAUGAAGCCGUGGGGGAGGAGCCAAUCACUGCCCGCGUAUGCCGACCUUAUAAUGGGGGCUGGAGAUUUAUCCUUCUGCAAUAACCUGGCAGGUACAAGAGAGGACGACGAAAGUGGGAGCAGCUCUACAAAGGAAAUAGAUCGAUCAGACAUUGAAGAGGAUCAAGAGAAUGGCAGAGAUGACCAGCGGCAGGACGAUUCUGCUCCGAGUCCGACCCCCCUGAGUCAGCUGGACUUCUACCAAGUCAACCUGUUCACUUAUGGCCAGACUGAUAACGAUCUCUUCAAUGAAGAUCUGUUUCCUAAAACGGACUCAUCUGAUGGAUUUGCUUCAGACCCGUUCAAAGGCAGUGAUCCUUUUGCGAAGGACGUUUUCUUUCCCUGCGCUAAUGGGGAAGCGGAAAACGCCUGCGAUGAGGCAGACACCAGCUUGUCAUGUGCUGAAAACAAAGCUUCAACUGGAACCCAGUGCUUUGAGUCUGAAUUUCCAGAUGAAGACAGUGACAUAGAAAUCAGCUACAGCAGAGAAGACCUGGACGCCAUCGCUGUGGGAGACGAUUCCAGUGGUUUUAAACCCAUCCAGAGCUCAUCAGAGGAGCUCAUGCCAGAGCCGGUGAAGGACAGGAGGUGUCCAGGUCAGUGUUCUGUAGAAUCCGACCCAAGUGGGUACGAACUGGACCUCUGUCCCGUCUCUUCACCCUCUAAGAUGGAUGAACACCAACAUGGACCUGGAGCUGAGGAGGCUUCAGUUGAAGACGCAGCAGAUCAAGGUUCAAGCUGUGCUUCAGCUCAUCAUCGUCAUCAUCAUCAUCAUCACAGUGACCGCACGAUGCCAGAACCAGAAUGGAUAAGUGACAAAAAGCAACCUGUUCCUCAUGAUCUGACUUCCAUGUUGGUAACAGAAGAGAUUAAAAUCGAUGCAGAGGAAGCCAGAAAUGCAGAGUCGCCCCUCAAUACACUGGACCCUUUAAAGCAAGUUAUACUUCAAUCUGAUUCUGAGCAGAAUGAUUUAGAUUUGAGCUACAGCUCAGCCUGUCCUGCUUCCUUUGAUCCUUAUGGGUUUAAACUCAGCCCAGAAAACUCCAGCCAUACCCUGGUAGACCCUGAUGAAGCUGAGCUGAGCCCAGAACAGGCAGAAAAUGCUACCAUCUUCGAUGAUGAACCCACAUCUCCUCCGCCAUAUGAGCUAACUUUUGAUCCCUAUGGGUUUGACAUCACCGCCUGUCAAAUUGUACGUGACUCAGACCCUUAUGGCUUUAAACUCAGCCCCGAUGAGGAGAACCAGGUGGAUUUAGACCUUUGUGAUGAUCAUAACCUGGAGGAAAUGGUUCUCACUACCCAUGAAAACGACGAGGGGUUGGAAAACUUUAACUAUGCAAACCAGGAAGUACUGAAACCUCAGACAUAUGAAAACCAAGAAGUUCUUGAAGAGUAUGACUACACCCUCGAAGAAGUCCCUAAUUAUGAAAGUUUUGGAAACCAAGAGGUGUUGGAGCCAUCUUUGAACAAUGAGCUGCUCACCUCUGAACAAAAGGAACUCACAGAUUACAGCUCUUAUGAAAACCUAGAGGUGGUGGAGACCUGUCCCAUUAACAACAAGGAGGUGCUACCAGAACCUCUGAGCUAUAACAACCAAGAGUGGGUGGAACCAAAUAAUUCUGGCAGUAACGAACUGCAAGAAUUUUCAUAUCCUGAAAACCAGGAAGUUUUGGAUUUAGAUAAUUAUGGAAAUCAAGAGCUUCUGGGAUUUCAUGAAACGGAAAAGAAAACAACGCUCAUCUCAGAUGUCCAUCUUGACGAACCACAGGAUCUUGGCGUCACUGAAAAUCAGAAAUUUGACAAUCUAUGUAGCCAUGACAACCAAGAGACACUAGACAUGUUUAGUCAUGAAAGUGCAGCCGGAGUGAAAAGAUAUCAAGGCAUCGUUGAAACAGACCUAAAUCGCAGUUUGUCCAGUAACAGCUCAGACAGCGAGCUAGCAUCCAACAAUGUACAAAGGCCGGAACCCUGCAACACAAAUGUGAGUUCUGUCAACAGUAUAAUCGCUGCUUCAACGUAUGCGCUUCAGCAGGCCAUCAGCAGCAGGUCCACCAUGCAGGACUCCAGGCCAUCAGAAUCCCCAAACACUCAGAUGCUCUUUGGAGCUGAUCUGGGAGCCGUGUUUGAAGCUGGAGGAUACGUAGCAUGUCCGGAUGUAGCCGAUGACCUGGAGCCUCUGAACAGGUGUCAAGAAACGCCCCCGCCAAGAUCCGCACCGGAUCUGGUACAACCGAGAAGACCAGUUAGGCCACCUAGACCAUCUCUUAAGAACAAAGAGAAGGCCACCUCUGGGGGAAUCGACCUGAAGUGAGCUCUGCUGCGUCUGCUUCAUCUUCUACCAAAGCCAA